GCUUAGCUGGUCCCCUAGUCCGGGGAGGGGACACGUCAGUGCCGCCAGCGACGUCACAGGGCCGCCCGGCCCGCCGGCGCCUGAUUGGCUGCCACGACCUCUUACGCGUCGCGCUUCCUCGUCUGCCCCUCGUGUUCUGUGAAGUCGCUCCCUUUUUACCUCGGCAGAGAAGAGGCGAUGGCGGCGCUGGCAUCUCUCGGCGCCCUGGCGCUACUCCUGCUGUCCGGCCUCUCCUGCUGCUCAGGUAGCGGCCUGGCCGGAGCUCGUUUCUGGCGAGCUUCUCUCCCACGACUGGUGCCCAGCGUGCACAAGCCAGGCCUUACCCAGGCCCCUCUCUGCCUCCUCCCCACAGCAGAGGCCUGCGUGGAGCCCCAGAUCACCCCUUCCUACUACACAACCUCGGAUGCCGUCAUUUCCACUGAGACUGUCUUCAUCGUGGAGAUUUCACUAACAUGCAAGAAUAGGGUCCAGAACAUGGCUCUUUAUGCUGAUGUCAGUGGAAAACAAUUUCCUGUCACCCGGGGCCAGGACGUGGGGCGUUAUCAGGUGUCCUGGAGCCUAGACCAUAAGAAUGCCCACGCGGGCACCUAUGAGGUCAGAUUCUUCGAUGAGGAAUCAUACAGCCUCUUGAGGAAGGCUCAGAGAAACAAUGAGGACGUUUCCAUCAUCCCACCCUUGUUCACAGUCAGCGUGGACCAUCGGUCUCCUUUUUUACAGGGUACCUGGAACGGGCCCUGGGUUUCCACUGAAGUGUUGGCUGCAGCCAUCGGCCUAGUGAUCUACUACCUGGCCUUCAGCGCCAAGAGCCACAUCCAAGCCUGAGGGCGGCACCCCCAGCCCCCUUGCUUCUUUCAAUAAACAGUUUCUGGCUAUCACAAGCA
This is a messenger RNA of Rhinolophus ferrumequinum (greater horseshoe bat), 881 nucleotides long. It is a transcript of the gene SSR4, whose product is annotated as signal sequence receptor subunit 4. The record is from RefSeq and is a predicted model, not a curated record. Gene Ontology annotation, cellular component: membrane; endoplasmic reticulum; endomembrane system. Bases 178 to 822 code for a protein of 214 amino acids. The transcript has 6 exons. NCBI's taxonomy places the organism in Eukaryota, Metazoa, Chordata, Mammalia, Chiroptera, Rhinolophidae.